GCCUGGCGUGGUAGGGCUGUGCUGCGCGGUCCUUCCCAUUCACCCUAGUCUGGCGCUCGCCGGCGUGGGCGGGCCGGACCUUCGCGGCUUCCAGGAAGGGCCACAACGGCCGUCGGACCACGGCGCGCCGGCCAGUUCCUUUAUAGUUUCGUUCAGAAAAACAUAUGGAGACAUUUAUACCCAUUGAUUUGACAACUGAAAAUCAAGAGAUGGACAAGGAGGAAACCAAGACAAAACCAAGACUUUUAAGAUAUGAAGAGAAAAAAUAUGAAGAUGUGAAACCAUUAGAGACUCAACCAGCUGAAAUAGCAGAAAAGGAAACAUUGGAAUAUAAAACAGUUAGAACAUUCUCUGAAUCUUUGAAGUCAGAGAAAACAGAAGAUUACCUUAGAGAAAGUAUAAUUCAACAACAUAUGGUUUCUCCAGAGCCAGCUUCCCUUAAGGAGAAAGGGAAGUCAAGGAGAAAAAAGGAUCAAACUCAUGCUUGUCCAAAUGUUAGGAAAGCCAGGCCUGUGUCCUAUGAUAGAACAGAACCAAAAGAUGAUGAUGUGAUAAGAAAUAUUAUUAGGCUACGAGAAAAGCUUGGUUGGCAAACUAUAUUACCGCAGCACAGUUUGAAAUACGGAAGCUCCAAAAUUGCAAUUCAGAAGAUUACUUUAAAGAAACCUUUGGAAGAUGAUGGAGAAUUUGUAUAUUGCCUUCCUCGGAAAAGUCCUAAAUCCCUUUACAAUCCAUAUGAUCUUCAGGUAGUAUCGGCUCAUACCGCUAAACAUUGCAAAGAAUUUUGGGUUAUUACUGCUUCAUUUAUCUCAAAGAGAUACUUGGUCAUUUGUGGAGCAGUUUAUAUAUAAGAAUCUCCUUGGGAGCAUGUUAUUUAAUAGUGAAGUUUUUCCUUUUGUGUAGAGAUUUAGGUUUGAAGAUUCAACUUUAAUAAAUUUUUUCAUCUAUCAAAUACUUUGUUACUACUUGGGGUAAAUUUUUACAGGAAGAACUACAAAACAAGCAUUUGCUAGCUUAAUGGGAACUAUAAUAAUAAAGAAAAGAAUAUUCUUUAUUGGCACAUUUGUCAGAAACUUUAUUGCCAGGUGUAGAAAUCCCCCUUUUACAUUUUGAUAUUUAUCACAAGUUGAAAAUAUACAAUUACUUGUUUUAAUGAUUUGUUUAAUGUCUGUCUGCCUUUUUCUGCCUUCCCAGCCUCCCAUAAAAUGAACUUUACUCGUGGGCAAAACCACAUCUUUGCAUGAGGUAGAUCUGUAUGUGCAAAUAAAGAAAUAUCUCUAAUAUGCAGUAUCAAGUGAGAAUGGAGGAAAAACUUCUAUAGAUAUAUGAAUAUACAUGUAGAUACAUAUGUGCUGAUAAAAAUAUGUAUACUUUUCUCUCUGGAAUAAAUUUUUUUAUGUGGUGACAUUCAGAUAGGGGAGGGGCACUCAUGGGAAGAGAGAGAACUCCUUGAUGAAGGGCAUGUAGUUUUUGAAUGUCAAUAUAGGGUAUGUGGGUGGUGAGAUUAUAAGAUUAUACACACAUUUCUGUAGCUAAAAUUAAGUUCAUAAAUACUACUUUUAUAGAAAAUGUAAAAAUUAUGAGACUCAAAUCUGAACAGCUAUUUGUGAAAAGUAUCUCAGGGUGAGGAGGAAGUUUCUCUUCUCUCUGUUGGAGCACAAGAAAUAGCAUUAGAAAACGGCAAGUACAGAAGCAGUGUGUUGAGGGAGAUCAAAUUUGGGUAUAGAUAAAGUGGCUGAGGAUUCAUACAUAGAAAAAGCUUAAUUAUAAAGGCAAGAAGUUACAAGAAGUUAUCAGCCAAAUACAGGCUUUCUUAAUUUCUUGAAAAUGGUACAUAUUUUUUAAAGAAAUAAAAUAAUGCUUUUGUGCUUUAUUUUGUAGGUUAUUAAUAUAGUUGGUAGUGUAAAGGAAGUAGAACUCAUACCUACUUUGGAAUGGCUAUCAGAAAGAAGACAUUACUAUUUAUUACGGCAAUUCAAGAUAUUUUCUGAUUUCCGGUGAGGUGAAAAAAUGAAACCAAUUCUUUGUAGUUCGAUCCUGUUGAAGGAGCAGUUGCCUGAGUGACAUCUGGGUUCUACUACGGUAAUACCAGUAGAAAAUAGUACUAAUUCUUUUAUCUAAAAAUUUUUUAUGGAACACCCCAUUUCCUCUGUAACUUAUGAAGAAAUGCCAAUAAUUUUGGCAUUUAAGAAGCAUUUUUCCUUUCAGAAUUAAUAAAGCAUUUGUUACCUGUAACUUAUGAGGAAAUGCCACAAGUUACAGAGGAAUGAGAUGUUCCAUAAAAUUUCUUUAGAUAAAGGAAGUUUACUCUUUUCAGUAUUAAAACUCUUAAUUUUAGUCUUUUUGGAUAAAUAUUGUAAAAAUAUUUUAUGGUCAAGCAAACUUAAAUACACCCUACAGUUGACUCUGGAACAACGCAAGGGUUAGGGGCCCUGACCCCCUACACAGUUGAAAAUUUGAGUAUAACUUUUGACUCUACCCAAACUUUGCUAUUAAUACUAAUAGUCUACUGUUGACAAGAAGCUUUAUCAGUAACAUAAACAAUCAAUUAACAUAUUUUGUCUGGUAGAUAUAUACUGUAUUCUUACAAUAAAGUAAGUUAGAGGCAAGAAAAAGGAAAAUCAUAAGGGAGAGAAAAUAAAUUUACUGCUCAUUAAAUGGAAGUAGAUCAUAAUAAAAUUCCUUCAUCCUCAUCAUUUUCACAUUGAGUAGGCUGAGGAGGUGGAGGAAAAGUAGAGGUUGGUUUUUGUUGCAGGAAGUCAGGGACCCCGAACGGAGGGACCGGCUGAAGCCAUGGCAGAAGAACGUGGAUUGUGAAGAUUUCAUGAACAUUUAUUAGUUCCUGAAAUUAAUACUUUUAUAAUUUCUUACACCUGUCUUUACUGCAGUCUCCGAACAUAAAUUGUGAAGAUUUCAUGGAUACUUAUCACAAUCAAUACCCUUGUGAUUUCCUAUGCCUGUCUUUACUUUAAUCUCUUAAUCCCGUCAUCUUUGUAAGCUGAGGAGGAUGUAUGUCACCUCAGGACCCUGUGUUGAUUGCAUUAACUGCACAAAUUGUGUGUAGAGCAUGUGUGUUUGAACAAUAUGAAAUCUGGGCACCUUGAAAAAAGAACAGGAUAACAGCAAUGUUCAGGGAACAAGAGAGAUAACCUUAAAUUCUGACCACCGAUGAGCUGGAACAGAGCCAUAUGUCUCUUUCAAAAGCAAAUGGGAGAAAUAUCUCUAAAUUCUUUUUCUCAGCAAGGAACAUCCCUGAGAAAGAGAAUGUGUCCCUGAGGGUAGGCCUCUGAAAUGGCCGCUUCGGGGGGCGGCUGUAUUUUAUGGUCAAAGCUGUAGGGAUGAAAUAAGCCCCAGUCCCGUAACGCUCCCAGGCUUAUUAGGACGAGGAAAUUCCCGCCUAAUAAAUUUUGGUCAGACCGGUUGUCUGCUCUCAAACCCUGUCUUCUGAUAAGAUGUUAUCAGUGACAAUGCGUGCCCGAAACUUCAUUGGCAAUUUUAAUUUCGCCCCGGUCCUGUGGUCCUGUGAUCUUGCCCUGCCUCCAUUUGCCUUGUGAUAUCUUAUUACCUUGUGAAGCAUGUGAUCUCUGUGACCCACACCCUAUUCGUACACUCCCUCCCCUUUUGAAAAUCACUAAUAAAAACUUGCUGGUUUUACGGCUCGGGGGCAUCAUGGAACCUGCCGACAUGUGAUGUCUGCCCCGGACACCCAGCUUUAAAAUUUCUCUCUUUUGUAUGCUGUCCCUUUAUUUCUGAGACUGGCCGACACUUAGGGAAUAUAGAAAAGAACCUAUGUGAAAUAUCAGGGGUGAAUUUCGCCCGAUACCUGGCUGAAUUUCCCCUGAUAGGUUUUGCUGUCUCAGGGGUGGCAGAUGUGGAAGAAAAUGUACAUAUAAAUGGACUUGUGCAAACCCAUGUUGUUCAAGAGUCAACUAUGUUGACUUGGGUUUGCCUUUUUUUCUGUGCAUAUAUUUAUUUAUAUGAAUAUUUAUUGAGAGUCUGUUAAGAACCAGGCAUUAUUCUAGAUGCCAGGGAUAUUGUAUUGAACAAACCAAACAAUUAUCCUGCACUCAAAUAUUUAUAUCAUAGUAGGUGAGAGAUAAUAGAAAACAUGCAAAUAUGUAAAAUAUUGAGUGGAGACUAAAUGUAGUUGAAGGAAAAUAAAACAGAGUAAGGGAGCUAGGGCAGCUUGUUGAUUCAAGUUCAUGAUUAAAAAUUUAUCUAGUUUUAAGGUACAUUAUGUUACAUUACAUUAUAUCACAUCACAUUAGGAUUCCCAAGACUCUGAUUCUUCACAAAGUAGUUCCAGAUUGUUGUUCUUUUAGUGUGUAUCUAGUUCUAUAAUUUUCUUGUUUCUUCUCUAAUGUCUGCGUUUUCUUGUGAUAUGUUGUUGUCCGUUGGGGACUAGGAAAACAGAAAAAUAAUAUUUUAAAUUGUUUAUUUAAUAUGUAAAUAGCUUAAAUAACUAAGGACCUGAGAAACUUUUUUUUUUGUAAGAGAAGAAGGAUUUUGUGACAGAGAAAUUAAUUAUUGAAUAAAUGUUAUCAUGUCCCUAUUUUGUUUCACUGGUGUGAGAACUGGAGAUAGAACUGUGAAAAAAUAUACAGGUUUCUGUUCCUAUAGAACUUAGAUUCUAAUGGAGGGAGAUAGAUAAUAAUAGGUAAAUAAAUAAUUUCAGAUAGUGAUGAGGCCUAGAAAUAUAAUAAAACAGAGAACUAGAGACGUCUGCAUGCAUUGCUUCUUUAGAUAGGUUGGUCAGAGAUGUGGCAGUGAAGCAGAGACCUAAAUGAUGAAAAAGAGACAGCCAUGUGGGGCUUCCAGAAGGAGAAUAUAGCAAGUUUCAAAGUUGUGAAGCAGGAACAAGUUUAGUAUGGAUUUGAUGGUAGAAGUGGUGUUCCUGGAAUGAAGUUGGUAGGAAAUGAAGCUGGUUCUGUUAUUUUCUGGGACCUGUCACAUGUAGUGUAGAUGACUGAGUAACAGUUCUGAGAAGUUUCUCGUCAAAGAUAGGUGAUAGUUGCAUCCCUGUAAUUUAGGAACUAGAUAGGUUUUUGAUUCUGGAUUAUCAAUUUAAGAUAUUAUCCAAAGUACUAUUUUCUGUAUCUUUUUAUUUGAAACUCUGUCAGUGUCAGACUUUCCACUAUUGUCCUUGCCUUCUGAUAAAUCCUCAGGGUCUGCUCUGCUCUAAAUAAUUAUCAUUUAUUAAACUUUUUAAGUUCAACUGCAGAUGGGACAAGAAUCAUCUUUUUACAUGACAUUUGGCAUCAAAGUCUAUAGUCAAAAUGAUUCAUUUUCUUUAUUCAAGUUAAAAAUACAAAUUAAAUUUUAUAUUUACUUAAUUUGUACUUAAUUUUAUAUUUACUGAAGUUGUACAAUUAAUAUAGACUUACUUAAUUUUUAAACUUUAUGAUUUAUUUAUUUAUUUAUUUUUUUUUUUUUUGAGACAGAGUCCUGCUCUGUCACCCAGGCUGGGGUGCAGUGGUGCGAUCUCGGCUCACUGCAAGCUCUGCCUCCUGGGUUCAGGCCAUUCUCCUGCCUCAGCCUCCCAAGUAGCUGGGACUACAGGUGCCCACCACCACACCCGGCUAAUUUUUUUUUUUUUGAGAUGGAGUCUUGCUCUGUCACCCAGGCCCGAGUGCAGUGGCAUGAUCUCGGCUCACUGCAAGCUCCGCCUCCCGGGUUCACACCAUUCUCCUGCCUCAGCCUCCCGAGAAGCUGGGACUACAGGCGCCUGCUACCACACCCGGCUAAUUUUUUGUAUUUUUAGUAGACACAGGGUUUCGCUGUGUUAGCCAGGAUGGUCUCGAUCUCCUGACCUUGUGAUCCGCCUGCCUUGGCCUCCCAAAGUGCUGGGAAUACAGGUGUGAGCCACCGUGCUUGGCCAAUUUUAUUUUUAAUAUCUUUAUAGUUUUUCUUAGAUCACUAUAUUGUAAAAGGUAAUAUUUCAAAUAGAAAAAUGAGAUAAAGAUGAAGUGUUAACAACUUAAGCUGGUGAUGCCAGUACAGGGGUGAUUAGACCAUCAGCAUCAUCGUUUUACCUCAUGAAACUUUUCUGGUAUAUUAGUUUUUGUGACCUGGUGCAGAUACUCCUUACACUAUCACUGGGUUCCCCUCUGAUUCUUAUGGAUUUUCAGGGAUCUUCUAGGGUUCUGAGAUACCAUGACUCUAUGGAUUUGGAUUAAAGUGAAAUAGUAACUUAUGUGGAGUGCUUCUUUGGAGCCGGAUUUAAGGUCAAGUUACUAGAUUUUGAUUGAGGCAGUCCUGAUUUCCAAGGCCUCAGGUGGGCCUGUUUGAAGGAUAUCAUGGGAUUCUCUUUGAACUGCUUGGAUGGCUCCAGGCCUCUUUCAGCCAUCUUUGAUUCAAAAUUAGCCAACGUCAUCACUAAGAUUGGCUGUUUGGUUGGCUUCUCAGACACACCCCUAUCCCCACUAUUUUCCACUACCCACUAGCUCUCACUAGCUGCAUAAGUAAUCUCACAUUGGCAAACAAGUAUCACAUCUCAGUGUUUGUUUAAAGGUGGUUGUUUUCCUCUAGAUGCAAAGGCUACCAAUGGAGUGAUUGUGAUAUUGCAUUAGACUAGUCCCACAUGUGCAUAAUAUAGGUGGCCAUAUUCAUUUAGAGUUGAGAGAGCUUUGCAGAAACAGUUGGCCUGUCUUUUUCAAAAUGCAUGACAAUUAUUGAUGAUGAGUAAUAACCAGGGAAACUUUCCAAUUCUUUCUCAUGUAGGUUCUUUGAGUUUUAAAAAUUACAAGUGCAUUUUUUACAUAAGUAUUAUAUAAUAUCAAAAUGACAUACAUUGCCUUAAUUUUUUACUUACCACUAUACAGACUUUUUA
This is a messenger RNA of Gorilla gorilla gorilla (western lowland gorilla), 6829 nucleotides long. RefSeq names its product dynein axonemal heavy chain 14 (gene DNAH14). Gene Ontology annotation, cellular component: dynein complex. The coding region runs from base 165 to 851 and encodes 228 amino acids. The transcript has 7 exons. Gene Ontology annotation, molecular function: ATP binding; dynein intermediate chain binding; dynein light intermediate chain binding. The record is from RefSeq and is a predicted model, not a curated record. Lineage: Eukaryota; Metazoa; Chordata; Mammalia; Primates; Hominidae. Gene Ontology annotation, biological process: microtubule-based movement.